AACAGUUUUCAUUUUCUAUGUCACAAAUCCUACAAAAUAUAACCUACAAAAUCAAUUCCAAAACAAACACAUAUUUCAACUAUAUUUUCCUCAAAAGUUUUCUCUCAAGAAUUACGUUUUAUAAGAAAACGGAGAAAUGGUGAAAAUUAAGAAAAGAGAUCCGAAAAAUACAUUUCACUCGGAUAGUGGACAAGGUUUCAACAGAAACAGAUUUCAACACUAUGGAAAUUGGCCCUAUAAGCAUAACUCCCAGUUCAAUAAUCAUGACAGGUUUGAAAAUGGUAAUCAAUCCAAAUAUGGAUACAAAUAUGGAUCAUACCAUUCGCAAUCCCGUUAUAAAUUAGAUUUCCGUCAGGAAUCUCGCUACAACUCUACUUUCAGAGAAAAAUAUAAAAAAAAGACAGUAUCAAGACCUACCUCUCCAGUUUUGGGCAGUGAAGAGCACAUGAAUUUGAAAAUUAAACAAACUAGUGCCAUAAUUAUGAGAAAAUUAUUGAGCCCCGAGGAGAGUAUAGUAUCGAUAACUGAGAGUCAUUCACAAACAAAAAAUAAACCCCUUGAAAUUUCCGAGAAUGCUCCUAAGCUAAUGAAAGAAAAAUCCUCUAAAGGCCCUAAGAAAAAAAAGAAAACCAAGAAACAACUUGUUUGUGAUAGUGCUGAGAAAAUCCAUGACAAGAUAAUGCAUCAUUUGAGUAAUAUGAACAAUGGCAAGAAGAGAAAUCUCAUACAUUCUACGGAGUCUGGAUAUGACGAGGCCAUAGAACAAAUCGUGAAACAGAAACGUAUAGAAAUUUCUAGAGCUCUUAGGAAUAUGUGUGGUGAGGCUUCAAACUUGGAAAAAUCUACCGACAUCAUUAAUUCUAUCAUACCCGAUAUUGGAAUCAAAAUAGAGGAAUUGCCGCAGGAGCUACUGAAGGAGUUACAGAACACCUUCGAUAUUGAUAUAGAUAAUGGAGGGAUAGAAUAUUUUGAAACAUUUGCUAAUGCACCUACCUGGGGUCUCACAACCAGCAGUCUAGAUCCAACCAACAGUCAUGGUUCUACUACCAUUAUUGAUCUUACCACCGAUUUUGAUCCCACAACCAGUGUUGAUGCCAUGGCGAAUAUUGGUCCUAUAACUAGUAUAUGCCCUACUUUGAGUGUAGGCCCUACCACCAGUUCAGGUCCCACCAUCAGUGCAAGCUCAACCAUUAGCUCAGAUUUCACCAGCAGUUUAGGUUCCACUACCAUUAUAGACCCUAUCAUUAGUGCAGGCCCCACGACCAAUGUAGAGGCUACUACCAGUGAAGUAUUAUUAAACUCUGAUAUGUUCUUCGGAGAAGAAUCCAGUCAAUUCCCAAGUCAAAGACAAAUUCGAUCCAAUGAUCAACUUGAGAGUAGCACAGACAACAGUCUACCUGGUAAUUUUUCUUCAAGUAGUGAUGUAGGGAAUCAAGAAAGCUACAAAGUUAAACAAGAACAUGAAGUCUCAUGGAUUUUGCCAGAAAUAAUAAUUCAGCCUAAAAUAAUAACUCAACCCAAAAUAGAAACUCAGUCGCAAAUAAUAAACCAAAAUGAAAUAACAAAUCAUCCUGAAAAAAUAGCAACAACCGAAAUAAUUGCCACACCCGAAAUAAAAACUCACUCUGACAUAAUAGCUGAAUCUAAACUAAAAACUGAGUCCGAAAUAAUAACUCAAUCUGAAAUACUACCCCAGCCCGAAAUAAUAGCUCAGCCUGAAAUAACAUCUCAGCCUGAAAUAACAGCUCAGCCUGAAAUAACAGCUCAGCCUACAGUAACAGCUCAGCCCACAAUAACAGCCCAACACGAGUUUGUAGCUCAGCCCAAAAUGGAUGAAUCAGAUAUUAAAAAAGUAGUGGAAAGUGAAACAGUUGAAAUUCCAUCUGUCAUUGCAACUGCUACUGAAACAUCUGGAAUUGUUCAACCUUCUUUGAAUGAACCUUACAUUAAGAAGGAAAUUGAGGUUGAUAUUCCCUCAGGCAGUACAUCUGUUAUUGAUGUGUCUCUUCUUGAAUCUAAUAAACCUAAAGAGAAUUCUCAAAAUUCUGAGAAUACAGCACCUCAAGAUAUUAUAGCUGAUGUUAAAGAUAAUUUUGAUAAACAGAUUGAAGAUGAUAAUUACCUAAAUGCAAUAAUGAACACAGAAGUGAUUCUACCGAACGAUGAAGAGAAGUGUUUGGUUUCUGAUUGUGAAAACAAUUGUUCAGUUCCGGACACUACAUUGAACGAGUCUGAUUCUACAAACAAAGUUGAAUAUUGUAGUAGUUCCACUCAGACAGAAGUAGAGGAUGUCAUGACCGUCAAGACAUUUUUAGAGCAAAACUUUCGUGAAAGGCCUCGAGAUUUACGUGAAGCUGUUCAGAGAAUGAUGGUAACAGAUCAGUUUAUAUCCGAGUUGAUGAAGUAUCGUCAGAACUUAUUUUCUCAAUUCUUGAUGGCCGAUAAAACAACUAGUGAAUUCCAGAAAAGCACACAAUGUGAAGUAUGUAGUAGAAUAGCAGAUGACGAAAUUGGAAAUGAAAAAACGAAACACAUUGAAAAAAAAUCCUCUCUAAAAACACAAAAUGGCAGAACCGAUAAUCUUGGUAAAACAGGGGCCAUCAAGAGGGCGCACAGAAAAAGUGGUAGUAAGAAGAAAAACACUAAAAAAAGAAAACUCAGUGAUGCUCAGGAUAGCACAGUUCAAACUUCUGUUGAAUGUAUAGAUCUUGAUAUUGAGUCAGAAACUGAAGUGGCUGUUGUAGAGCCUUCAGAAGAAAUUAUGCAAGAACGAGAAUCUUUGAAUGGGUUAGGUAUCAUGUCUGAACAGAAUAUGUUAGAGUUCCAAGAAGUUAAAGAGAAAAUGUUGGUUAUAAAAGUUUUCAGCGAUACUCUUUUAGCAGCAACCGAAACUGGAAAAAUAUUCUUUUGUAGUUUAGAGGAUGGGCACUAUACCAAUGUGUUAGAGGUAACAAAAUUCCCAAUAUUGUCGUUACUUUGCACAAAAGAAGAUGAAGAAAAAACUCUCCUCUACGUUGGAUCAUACGAGAAUUCUUUGAAAUUGUACAACUUUUACAGUCACUGCCUCCUAAAAUCUGUAAAUUUAACUGACAGCGUACAGUGCAUGGAUGAAGAGUGGGGCUAUGUUUUCUUAGGAUGCAUGCGAGGAACAAUAAUGCGCUAUUCUAUCAAGACAGGUAUGGUGGAGUAUGAGGAUAAUUUCAAUAAUGAUACAAUCUUCGUGAUAAAAGCUGCAAAAGAGGGUGUCAGAAGGGUGCUUUUGAUAGGUUCAAGAAACUCUCCAGUUGUAAUUAGAGCCGCAAUGACUGGUCUUCAUCUCCGAACGUUGGAAAAAAUGUUUGCUCCCACAGUGUAUUCUCUGAUAAUCGAGAAGAAUUUGGUAUACUGUGGAACCACAAAUCAUAAUAUCAUGGUAUUUGAUUUUAAUGAUGGAACUUUGACCAGAACACUCAGAGCUACUAAUUCAAAAGGAAUAGGUUGUUUGAAAAUUGUAGGGAAGCUGUUAUUUGCCAGUUGCCAUAAUGGAAAGAUUUAUGUAUAUAAUAUUGAAACAAAUGAGUUUAUUGAUAGCAUUGAAGGACCAGGAGGUGUCAUACUCUCAAUGGAAGUGUUGGAAAAUCAGGUUGUAGUGGGAACAAUGUCAUUCAAAUUUGUGUCGAUUCGAAUACCUCAACGAAUUCUGAGGCAGAAAUAAUGACAGAGUGUUUUUUCUAUCAGAAAUUGGAAGCUUGAAGAAGAGUUGAUAAUUUUCAACGGCGGAGUUACCAGGCGAUAGUGUAUUUGGAAUUUGAUAGAUGAAUAUAGAUUGAAUCUAGAAAAUUUUGUGAGACAAGGUGGCAUUUUCAAUAAUUAAACUUCAGAUUUGAAAAA
Leptinotarsa decemlineata (Colorado potato beetle) is the source of this 3870-nucleotide messenger RNA. RefSeq lists its product as uncharacterized. Gene Ontology annotation, cellular component: cytosol; membrane. Lineage: Eukaryota; Metazoa; Arthropoda; Insecta; Coleoptera; Chrysomelidae. Gene Ontology annotation, molecular function: SH3 domain binding; RNA binding. The record is from RefSeq and is a predicted model, not a curated record.